UCAAACGCAUUCUCCGUUUCCAUUAUUAUUAUUAUUCUCUCGGGUAUUUCCAUAUUACAACAGCUUCGAAAGAUUAAUUUCAAAAUAAGUUUAUUCGAUUACCUUACUCUUGGAAGUUUAAAUCCGCAGAAGUAUCUAGAAACCGACCACAGAUAUUAUAUGCGAAUGAUUUCCCCUAACCAACGUAUAAUUGUUCAUCUGGAGACCUUUUCUAUAGCCAAUUAUUUCUUCACGAGUCGAUAAAUCAUUUCAAUAGCUAUAACGUCCAAUUGGAUCGGGGCGCAUGGACCAAUUGUGCUUAGCGCUUUGUGUUCGCUCACAGUUUUUCUCCAUUGUCUUCGUACUAGUUCAUCAUCUUUCUCAUCCACUCCGUUUUGGCGAUCUUGUCUGCCUCGCAUCCUUCUUCACUCUGCUGUUUGUCUUGCAGAAGCUGAUUUUUCGAAGGUGAAAUCGGCGUUCAUCGUUGCCACCGCUUCCGUCGCUCCUGCUAAUGAUGAUCAUCAGAUCGGAGUGAAUGCCAUCCGGUCCAGUUCAGUGUCAGAUGAACAGAUCUACGAAGAGACACAACGUCAUACGGCAACAGUGUUGAAGCAGUCGAAGACAAAACAGUUUGCAUUAUUACGGUAUGAUGCUGGUAACUAUGCUGGGCACCGGUGCAGACUCGAGGCGGCGUAUUGCCCCGGCCUAAUCGAAAUCUGCUUCCAAAUUUUGAUGGCCACACAGCGACGGUUGUUGACUGCUGCUUCAGCUGCAGCCGUUGCCCUUUGCAGCAGUGGGACCACCGUGGCAGUAGCAGCAAGCGAAGAACGGCUGUGUGUCAUUGUCCCUCCUAUGAUGUGUGCAUGUGCUCAUGCCUGCCGUUGUCGUUGUCGUGUGUGUUUAUGUGUCCGGCUGUGUGUUCUCACUCGCUCAGUCGUAAGUGACACGUCAGCUCCAAUGUGAGCCGGGCGAAUGGCAUCAGGGGCAAAAAAAGAAGAAGAAGAAAUUGAGAACGCCGCCGCUGCCAAGAAGGCAAGGCAAAGCGAAAGGAGGCAAAAGCAACGCACCAGCGUUGGUGGUGGCCGCGGCGGCAGGGGCGAAGGGGCAACGUAACGGGACCUACACGCGCAGCAGCAGGGGCCCCCGGGGCCGUUGUCGGAGCUGAAACCAACAGCGGAUGGUGGCAGUUGCCGAGCGAAGCUGAGGGCCCCCGAAGCAACCGUGAGGGUGAACGGUUAGCGCGCAGCGCUCUCGCCAGGGCAGGCGCGCCACGUUCACUUCCGCCCGGGCGUCCGCCGCAGCCGCUGCUCUGACGUCGCCGCCGCCGCCGCCCGUAAGCCCCGACGUCCCGCGCUGGCGAACAGCACAGCGCCCGGCAGAGGAACAACAAGCGAACGAACGAAAAACUGAACGACUAGCGAACCAAUCAACGACUCAAGCUACUACGUCCAUUAUCAACACGGUCACUAUUAGCGAACGCUCCAAUCCAUCUAAAAGGCAACGAACUACUGCUGGUGCUGCUGUGAAAUUGCAGUCCCCGGGCCACUAUCUUGCGUUUGUCAUAGGCUAACAAUACACUGUUGGCCAUUCAGUUAGACGUCUGGACCACUGGAAGAAUACACCAAAAAAAAGAUUUUCUAGUGCCAGGUUUUUGAGAAGCGUCUUCUACCAUAUUUAAUCUGCAAGCGGUUGUUGCUGUUCGUGUUGCUUGUGUGAUGUGCCGAGGAUACUGAAACCGUCGGAUUGUUUGCCGGGCAGGCAAACACCUGCAGAGAUACGGUCAUCGGAGGUGUGGCAAUGUUCUCUGAGCGUGAAGUAGUUGAAGUGCAUGUUUUGGUCGAUCAGACAUCAGAAAAAAAGGAAUAGUGGUGCCAAUCUGGAGUGAGGAAAAUAGUAAAAAAAAAAAAAAAGGAAAAGCAAAGACACAAAGAGUAUACUAGUCAAUGCUGGUCUCGCGCGCCUCAGACCUGAGGCCGUCGCUUAGAACCUUUCCUUUUCCCUAAGGUCCGUUAUUUCUCUACGUUACCCCUCGUAUCCCAUAAAUAUCGUGGUAACCUCUGGAUGUUUCUCAUUUUUACGGAUGUAAGUAACAACGAAUAGAUAUUUCGGCGGUUGCGAGGCAGAACAUCAGUAACAGGGGUGCACGGCCAACGUUUCCAGCACCACUUGAAUACGUUACAUACAGUGAGAUGAUCAACGAUUUCACAAAGGGCUACCCAGUCUGUUCUCCUACUGUAGUUCGACCUGCAACAUUUGUGCCGUUACCGACUAGUGUAAUCUGUGCAUAAUAACUCAAAUGUUUACCAAGUGCCAUAUACAUCGUGAUUAGCUUAGGCUUGACGGAAUUGAGCAGUGCAGCGCAAGCCAAGCCCGGCAAUUGGAUAUCUCUUGGUUUUCCUGGUGUUGGAUCAACGCUAUCAUCAUCAUCGUCUGUCGAAUCGCGCACUCAAUCGCUCAUUCCGAUCAGCUGGAGCGGUACCCAGCCCUCCACUUGAAGUGCCACUCUUUCUUCCGUGUUACCAGCUAGUUUAGCCACCUGCCAGUUGUCUAGCUACUCAUUAUCAUUUCUACAAUCAUUGAUUUAAACGUCUCUUUGCUCAAAGGGGUGUAUCAGUGAAGCUCGCAUAUGACCGCUCGGUACAGCCAGCAACGGCUAUGACUCUGGCCGGGGGCUUUUUGACCUCCCUGGCGUCAAUGCCUGUACGCCUGCUGCCGCUCCCGUUGGUAUCCCGAACGUACCCCGACCCCCUGGGUAGCGGCCCGGGCCUGGGAGGGUCCCGGUACAACAGGGCGACCAUGAGAAAUGGGCCCCUGCAAUCGGGCCUUGUCGGUCUCGGGGUUCUGGCGUUCGCGGUUGGCCAGACUUCGGCACAACUGGCAGUCGACACGGUACCCGAGCUUGGCCUUUCAAGCCGAUUCUCCGGUGGCUGGUGGCUAAGUGGUUCACGGACUUUGUGGCUUCUUACGCUCGUGUUAUCGUGCAUCAUACCCCUCGCAUUAGCCUUAAUGCGUCGGAGACGGAUAGCAGAGCUAAUUAUGAAAAUACCUGGACCGCACGUCACGCACCCAGUGCUCGGAAACCUCGACGUGCUCUUCGAGCUGAACAAGUAUCGCCAUCUGUUAUCGCCUCACAUCUUGCUAUUGCAGACGAUGUGCGGCUUGGCGGAGAUCUACGAUUCGGAACGUAUCUUUCGAUUUUGGCUGGGCUUCCGUCCCGUAGUGGCGUUUUUUAAGGCCGAGAGCGUCGAGGUCAUCCUGAGCAGUAAUACGGUUAUAGAUAAAUCGUUCGACUACACGCUGUUACAUCCCUGGCUUGGCACAGGUCUACUAACUAGCUGGGGCGGAAAAUGGCGCCUUCGUCGAAAAAUGCUUACGCCAGCCUUCCAUUUUCGCAUUCUGGAAGACUUUGUACCGAUCUUCAACGAACAGGCCCAGAUUUUUGCAUCUCUACUACAACCCCAUGCAGACAAAAGGACAGUAGACAUCGUCCCGUACAUUACGAUGUGCACGCUCGACAUUAUCUGUGAAACGGCAAUGGGUGUCAAAGUGGGCGCUCAACAAGAUUCGAAUUCUCGUUACGUGCGUGCUCUGUAUGAAGUGGGCGAAACGUUUAUGGCACGCAUAAUGCGACCAUGGUUAUGGCCAACCAAGCUGUUCUUUAUGUCAGCACGUGGACGACGCUUUCAGGAGAACCUUAGUCAUUUGCACAAUUUCACAAGAAAGGUAAUUCAAGACCGCAAGGCAGAAUUGCUUAAAGAAAAGAAUGGCGAGCUCGAGAUAACCCAAAAUCAACCAGAUCAACACAUGGGGGUAAAACGGCGCAAGGCGUUUCUUGAUCUUCUGCUAGGACAUCAUCUGCAGAACAACGCUUUGUCUCUAGAGGACAUUCGAGAGGAGGUGGAUACGUUUAUGUUUGAGGGGCAUGACACAACUGCAAUGGGCAUCGCGUGGUCAAUGUACCUGAUCGGCCUUCAUGAGGACGCACAGAAAAAGAUCCAAGAGGAGUUAGAUUCAAUAUUCGGGGACGAUCGUGAGCGACAUAUUACCACAGACGACCUCAAACGGAUGAAGUAUCUUGAAUGCGCUAUUAAGGAGGCACAGCGUCUAUUCCCUUCAGUGCCAUUUAUCGGUCGGGAACUUAUGGAGGACGUCGUUGUCAAUGGAUACACGGUUCCUCGCGGCACGACAUGCUUUGUCUUCACGUACAUGCUACAUCGAGACAAGCAGAUUUUCCCCAAUCCGGAAGCGUUUAUACCUGAGAGAUUCCUGCCUGAGAACUCAAUAGGACGCCAUCCGUUUUCCUACGUACCUUUCUCGGCAGGGCCAAGAAAUUGUAUCGGGCAAAAGUUUGCCCUUAUGGAAGAGAAGGUUGUUUGCGCUACCCUUCUGCGUCGAUAUCAGAUCCAGUCGGUACAUCAUCGAGACAAAAUCCAUUUGUUGGCUGAAUUGGUCAUACGAUCGAAGCAAGGCUUGAGAGUUCGCUUCAGGGAAAGACCACCUUCGCACAACGUUGGCCACAACAACAGUCUGAGGUGGUCGUGUCCGGCCGGACCUGCUCGUCAACACUGGCUCAGCGAAAAUAGCAGACUGUUCGACGAUGACAUGCGAUUGCACUCCAUCUAGCAAAAAAAAAUAGCUAAUGCUGCCAUUCAGCUAAUAGCUCCUUAAGCUUAGUCUCAUGUAGACGCCUGACUUGUUAUACCUGCAUUGCGUCUGAGGGAUAAGAAAGCGUGUUUCUAAGUAGAUAUAAAUAGAAAAAGAGGAAACAGAUUAAUUAAUGGGGACUUGGUGGGAACUUCGUUGUAUGCAAAUUAAUGCAGGUUGUUCACGCUGCAGGCACAAGCGUCGGCGUUUGUCAUGUAGUCAGGUACCUUCCGCCUCGGUAGAAGGACCUUAGUCCUAACGGAGGACGUUGGCGGUACUUCACAUAGUGAGAUGUGUUGAUACUCGUUGUCUUCGAUGGCUAUCGACAGCCAUCUAUCUGAUGCCAACGAUGUUAACCAGUACGGCCUCAUUAGGGCCAAUCUACCCUGCCCUUGACAUUUCUUGUCAUGCGGCGGGAACUGUGUCCAUGGCGGCUUGCGUCCUCCAAAGGUUGUACAGCUUAACGAAUUGGUGAUGUCUGCUCUAUAUGUUAUUUAAGAAAACGUACGCGCCCCACAGAGUGAUGGAAGGGCAUCACUUCCAGUGGAGGCAUCCCUUGUAAAUAGUCUUAUAACCACAGACGAUGUCUGCAUAUUGAAGAUGGUCGCAGGCCAAAGGUGUGACAAGUAAAGGGUUUUUGGGUCUCUGCCAACAACACAUCGGCCAGUCAAUAACAGUACAGUCAUUCAAACAGUCACAUACACACAGACAUGCGGCACAAAUGCAUGCCUUCUGGUCUCCUGAAGACAGUUCACGACCACCAUAACCCACGACUUGAACCGGUCUGCCUGGUAUAUCGCAAGGUUCUUUGAAGCCGAAGAUGUUCUUCGACUUUCAUCUCUAAGGGCAUAAACAAAACGAAGAUCACGCGAGUAACACAAAUGAUCGAUCACACAAUUACUAAUCAUGAUGACGAUUGUGGUAAUGAUUACGAUGACAAGACAUUACUCAAAACGUGGACAAUGUCAUACUUUCUCCUACAUAUUGCGAUGCAGAAUUUCGACGACGGACGAAUCUAUUUAGAAAUGGCGCAGGCGCUAGAAUUCCCCUAAUUAUAUUUUAAAGCAAAAUAUAAUUUUGACAUUUGCGCAAACAGUAAUCAUGAAAAAAUAGUUCAACUUUCUGGCCACGUCAUCUUGUAAUAUAGAAUUUAGACACUAACAUAAUAAAUAAGAUUAAUAGUAGAAUCAGCUCUAGCCGGAAUAAGGUCGGCAUUACUCCAAACACGUAAUGGACGGAUCAAAAUCCAUUGAACGGGAAAUCGCAAAAUGCAGAAGGACAUAACCGUUGAUUUUUCCAAUGGCCUAGUUGCUACCGUAAGAAUAAGCGAAGUUAUUAAUUAUAUCUAGGUAUACCCCGUUCAAACAAUGCUCAGCUAGUCGAAAAGCUCACAGAGUAGCCGACCCGCCAUUGUUGUCGCAUGGCACAUCUAAGAUAAACAAUGUUCCUAGGUUGGAACGACAAUUGUUAAUAUUAAUAAUAAAAUAUUAAUCUGAGUUAUUAUAUUCUAAUAAUAACAACAACAACAACAACAACAACAACCAAGAGUGGUAUCGAUUGAAGAGCUCUAAUCAGCAAUUGAUUAAUGGUACCGAUAAUAGGGCGCCAAACUGGGCAGAGGACAAGGCGAGAUCGACCCAAUCUUAAAUAUCUAGAUCGUCCAGCACAAAAUAAGAGUCGCUUAUACGAAAAUAAUAAAGAAAUCGGUGUCAUCAAUAUAAAUCGAAUUCUUCAACAAAGGUUAGGUACACAAGAAAUAUGCAAAAGGGGAGAUCAAUAAACAAAUGGAAAUGAUGUAACGUACGGAACGACUGUUUUCACUCAUAUCACUAUUACUAAAAAUUGAGAACAUAAAACGAUUUGGAACUUUCUAUUCUAGAGGCCCCUUAAGCAAACACAGUGAAGUUAAUCGAAGUUGAAAAAUUUACACUUGACAUUACCACUUAAUAGUUAAUAAUAAAUAUUAAUAGUUGAAAAAUACUGAUAUCUGAAUCCAGGCUGUCAUGCUUUACUACCGUGGUAAGGUAUUUUUUCGGUUAUAGGUGGCAUUCGUCCAUUUGCCUAAGGAUUUACGAAAUUAUGUUCUCCGCCUGUUACUUUAUAUAUUCUGCUAGCGGGGCAAAGAGCUGUUAACGAAGACGAGUGCAGGUCACGAGCAUCUCUCGUCGGUGGGCAUACGUGCGAAAGCAAUAUAUGCACGAGACAGUGGACAAACUGUUACCAAAUGAGGAGCGUUACUUUCUAAUCCUCUGCUCUAUCUGUACCAUGCUUUAUUUCGAUUGUCAUAUCAGGAAAAGAUGAAAAGGUCUUUUCACUACUCACACAGCUGUAUGAAAGUGUGCAUUCUAGCUUGGGUAAAAAAACAAUUA
Messenger RNA from Varroa destructor (honeybee mite), 6992 nucleotides. RefSeq names its product cytochrome P450 4c3-like. Lineage: Eukaryota; Metazoa; Arthropoda; Arachnida; Mesostigmata; Varroidae. Gene Ontology annotation, molecular function: oxidoreductase activity, acting on paired donors, with incorporation or reduction of molecular oxygen; iron ion binding; monooxygenase activity. The record is from RefSeq and is a predicted model, not a curated record.